Tilletiaria anomala UBC 951 is the source of this 2226-nucleotide messenger RNA. RefSeq names its product acyl-CoA oxidase. Gene Ontology annotation, cellular component: peroxisome. Gene Ontology annotation, biological process: fatty acid beta-oxidation using acyl-CoA oxidase; lipid homeostasis. The transcript is spliced from 3 exons. Lineage: Eukaryota; Fungi; Basidiomycota; Exobasidiomycetes; Georgefischeriales; Tilletiariaceae. Bases 1 to 2226 code for a protein of 741 amino acids. The record is from RefSeq and is a predicted model, not a curated record. Gene Ontology annotation, molecular function: FAD binding; fatty acid binding; acyl-CoA oxidase activity.
AUGUACGCUCCCUUGGCAGCCAAGACGCACCCCAACGUCGCAGUCCCCCAGGUCUCGCUGCCGAUACCCAUGGGUAAAGUCGCCGCACAGACUUCCAUCGACAUGGCGAAUGCCCGCGCCCAGACCGCCUUCGACCCGGCCCGCAUCGAGGAGGUGAUCCGCGACGGCAGGAUCGACAAUGCCAGCCGUCAAAAGAUCGUCAAGACUCUCCAGGACGACGAGGUGUUCGCCGACUGGAAGCUGAAGAUGACACAUUGGUCCCGCGAACAGCAGAUGCGCAUGUCACACCUCGCCGUCCGGCGUAUCCUCGAGAUUGCCCACCGUGACGGCUGGGACGCCCAAGAGGCGAUCGAGGCCGCAAUCAACCUCGACCUACAGUCUCCCCUCUCCCUCCACUGGGUCGCAUUCGUGCCAGUCAUCAUGGGCCAAGGCGACUUCGACCAGGUGCAGCGCUGGGGCAACGCAGCCAUGGAGCACCAGAUCUUUGGCUGCUACCUCCAGACCGAACUUGGCCACGGCACAAACGUCCAGGCGCUCGAGACCUUGGCCACGUAUGUACCCGAGACCGACGAGUUCAACAUCCACUCGCCCACCCUGACAUCUACAAAGUGGUGGGCUGGCGGCGCCGGUCUCACCGCUACGCACGCCAUCGUCCAGUGCCAGCUCAUCAUCCACGACAAGCGCCACGGUCCCCAUCUCUUUUUUGUCCCACUACGCAGCGUCCAGGACGGCUCUGUCUUUCCAGGCAUAGUUGCAGGCGACAUUGGCCCCAAAACGUACGGCGCCUUUGCCGGCCUUGACAACGGCUGGGUCCGAUUUGAUAACGUGCGCAUCCCGCGAAGCAACAUGCUCGCCAAAAACGCCAAGGUCAAGCAGGGCGGCGAAUACGUCAAGCCGCCGUCGGCCAAGCUGUCGUACGGCGGAAUGGUUUUCAUCCGAAGCCAGAUGAUCGACCGCUGCGGCUGGAUGCUCAGCCGCGCCAUCACGAUCGCUUUGCGCUACUCGCACGUCCGCAGGCAGUUUCGCGAUCCGUCCAGCACGGACGAGAACGACCAGGAGCGCUCCGUGCUGAGCUACCCGUCGCUCAACAGGCGCCUCCUGCCGCUGCUGGCCAAUUCGUACGCGUACAUCCUUGCCGGCCGCCGCAUGCGCGCACUGUACGAGGACAUGGCUGCGCAGCUGGACCAGGGCAACAUCGAGCUGCUCGCCGAUGUCCACGUCGCCAGCUCCAGCUUGAAGGCCUACUGUACCAAGCAGGUCGUCGACGGCAUCGAGGAGUGCCGCCAGGCGCUCGGCGGGCACGGCUUUCUUAGCUACGCCGGUUUCAACGGUAUCUUCCCUGAGCAGCUGCCGAGCGUCACGUACGAGGGCGACAACUUUGUCCUCUUCCAGCAGGUUGGCCGCGCCAUGCUCAAGCUUGCCGGAGAGCUCAAGCAGGACCGCAGCGCCAAGGUCACUGCGACGACCGCCUUUGUGCGUGCGCUGCAUGACGCCGACGCGAUCCGCUUCCGUGCCCCGACGGCCGCGGUCGAGUGGUUGCGCCCAGACGUGUUCGCGAGCGCGCUCAACUUGCGCGCCGCGCGCCUCGUCGGGGACCUCCAGGCGGAGCUCGACGCGGGGCGCCGCUUCGUCGACCUGUCGUGGGAGUGCGUCGAGGUUGGACGCUCGCACGCCGAGGUCGUCGUGUCCACCUGGUUCGCCGAGGCGGUCGCGGACGACGCGCAGGCGCUCGGCACCGCCGAGGUCGCGUGGAUCAGCAAGCUCGUUGCGCUCAACGCGCUCAUGUCCCUCUCGCGCAACAUCACGCCCCUCGCGCUCCCCAUGGGCACAUCGGGCGCAGCCGGCCUCGCGGCGUACAAGCCCGGUCAGGCCAUCCUCACUGCAGAGUCCGUCAAGGCGCUCGAGACCGCCAUCCGCGGUCUCGUUGAGGAGCUGCUACCACAGGUCAUCGGCCUCUCCGACGCUUUCGGCUGGACCGACUGGGAGCUGUCCUCCGCACUCGGCCGCAAGGACGGACGCGUGUACGAGCACCUCAUGGCGCUCGCCGAGGGCAACCCAUUGAACCACAAGCUGACCAGUAAGCAGCCGGGGCAGUACAACUGGAACCCCAAAGCGGCGCACGGCAAGCAUGUUGUCGAGUGGUACACGCAGGAGCUCAGGCCGCUCUUUUCCGCCACUGCUGCCAGGUCCGACACGCCUGUUCAUGGCAACGGCGCGAAAAUUUGA